CAAGUGAUCAUUGGUUUUUUAUACAAGCGUGAAAUACUUGGCGGCAGUAAUCUAACGGCUUUAAUUCGUGAAGCAACCGGCCCAUGCAUUCGAAUAGCCGAAACACUUGAAGUUCUACUUUGGCGUUUACAGAGGCUGUUCUUUCUAAACGGUGAGCAGGAGUUCCAUGUUUUUCUUCUUGUGGAUAUUGGAAGGAUCAAGUAUCCAAGCUAUAGGUGCACUAGAACAAUGCCAGUCUUUGCUUCUCGAGAGGACUUUCUGGCGUAUGAGCAGGCAUUGCAAUUGGCUCAGGUGGUUGACAUGUCCCUGGAAGCUGGUAAUUCUGAGGCUGUAAACUCCUCUUUUCGAAAAGCAAGGACUACACUCGAAUUGAUCAAUGCACACACCGAGAUCAAGCAUCCAUUUUUAGCACGAUUUUCAGCUGCAUGGGUGUAUGCAACAAUCUGUACUGUGGCUGCAUCUUUUCUGGAGAAAGAACGCAGAUACGCUGAAGCUGUAAACCUCUUCAAGCAGGUCCUUAGCAUGCAGUAUUGUCCUGGACGGAGAGGAUACUGGACUCUCCGGCUAUCUAUUGACUUGGAGCACUUACAGCGUUUAGAAGAGAGCCUGCUCGUUGCAGAAAACGGAUUAAACGAUUUCAACGUCCGAGGAGGGGAUCGUAUCGCUUUGCAACGGAGGGUUCUCCGACUAGGAAAACCUCCUAGAAGGUGGAAAGUACCUCCAUAUGGAGCGCUUUUAAAGAAAAAACACAAAGUGGUGACGAUUAUGGGAAGGCCGCCAAACAAUGCCAAUGGAAUGAAGAGCAGAUUUUAUGGCUACGAUGGGCAACAAUGCAGUGUGGAGGACCUGGCACUUCAAUACUAUGCCGGAGAAGAUGGAGGCGGCUGGAAAGGAGUCCAUUCAGAAAGUGGCAUAUGGCUGACAUUGUUCGGGCUGUUCAUGUGGGAUGUUAUCUUUUCAGACGUUCCAGAUGUCUUCCAGACACCUUUUCAGACUGCACCAUUGGACUUGUGCACGGAUUCUUUCUAUCCAGUCCGAAGCUCGCUUAUUGAAUCUCGUCUUCAAGCCAUACGCGAUGGCAGAGCUAGGCAACUCGUGGCUGAGACUUGGGCAGAGCACUACGGGACAUCAUGUAGCGGGGUAAACUGGGAGAAGUACUCGCUUGAAGACCUUCAAACAAUAACGGUCUGUAUCGGAGGUCCAGGAUUGUCGGCGAUUUGCAAGCUUCUUGCAGAAGACCACAGUAACUGGACGGCUGGAAUGCCUGAUCUUCUGCUGUGGAAGGAGAAAGAGGCAAAGCUGGCGGAAGUCAAGGGUCCAGGGGAUCGCUUGUCCGAGCAACAGGUGGCCUGGUUUCUUAUUCUCUCGGACGCUAAUGUUCCAGUGGAACUUUGCCAGGUCUCCAAGACGAUGAAUGAUCGAUCCUAGAUCGGCUACUCCGAGUAGUGCCGGGCCCGAGACGGCUGCGCAGGCCUCUGCAACUUGCUCCGCCUUGUUUGAA
Messenger RNA from Selaginella moellendorffii, 1501 nucleotides. RefSeq names its product fanconi-associated nuclease 1 homolog. Gene Ontology annotation, molecular function: 5'-3' exonuclease activity; flap-structured DNA binding; 5'-flap endonuclease activity. The annotation marks the transcript as partial. Lineage: Eukaryota; Viridiplantae; Streptophyta; Lycopodiopsida; Selaginellales; Selaginellaceae. Gene Ontology annotation, cellular component: nucleus. The transcript is spliced from 6 exons. Gene Ontology annotation, biological process: interstrand cross-link repair. The record is from RefSeq and is a predicted model, not a curated record.